Molecule: messenger RNA, 3851 nt
Organism: Rhineura floridana
Lineage: Eukaryota; Metazoa; Chordata; Lepidosauria; Squamata; Rhineuridae
Product: potassium voltage-gated channel subfamily A member 1-like
Exons: 2
Coding region: 1457-2941 (494 amino acids)
Biological process (GO): potassium ion transmembrane transport; protein homooligomerization
Cellular component (GO): membrane; dendrite; neuronal cell body
Molecular function (GO): protein binding; delayed rectifier potassium channel activity
Source: RefSeq, a predicted model, not a curated record
GUAGGAGGGUGCCACGUGAGAGCCUUGUAAGCCUACGACAAACAAUCUCGGUCAGUUUGUGAGCUGCUGCUGCUAUUUGAAUGGCCUGGGAAGAGGACUGAGAUGGGGUGGGUGGGGGAACCAAGCGCCAUACUGCCCUCCCGUCAUCCUCCGCCCCCCCCCGCAAUGCCUUGGCUGCACCGAAGGCCUCUCAGGUUUCUGCUGAGACUGCAACCUACUCAGGAGCUCGGUCGCCUUAGCUGCCUGCGCUUCCCAUCUUCGCAGCUGUCUCCUGGCCUCCGAGGUUCUGUGAGUCCUGCGGCUGCUGCGGUCGCCCCUCUUGCCAAAGCAGCUCUAGGGAAAUCCAGGUGCAGAAGCAGGACAGCGCCUUGCCCGUUUUUUGUCUUAGCCGCCCGUAAGGGAGAUACGCAGUCAGAGGCAAGAAAGAACGAGAAGCGAGCUUUCCGGGUCCCCAAUUCCCUCCUGCCUCGAUUUCAUUUUGGACAUUAAGAAACCCCCGACUUUUCUCUCCUCAUCUGUUGUUCUGCCGCCUCAUUAACUUCCAGUCUUCUCAAUGCAAUAAAAAGCUAGUGGUAUAUGAAUAUUUCAGAAUAUCGCAGGCAGCUUUGUAAAGCGAUCUGUAUAUUAUUGUUGAGAAGGGAGGAGGUGGCUGAGUUUUUGCCGCUGCGCUUUGGAUGCUGCCACUGCAAGGCGGACUGCCUUGACGCAUUCCGUCGGGGUCUUGCUUUGUGACCACUGCUGCAGCACACGACCACCGCGGCAGUAUCUACCAGGUGCCCCCGAAGUGAGCUUUAUUCCUUUUAAAUAAAUAAAUAAAUAAAGAGGAAGGGGCCAGUCCAGAGCAAGUGGGAAGUCAGUGGAUAUUGCUGAGUCGGCAUUUCAAGCAGUCUCCUUCCAGCCACCGUAUUUAUUUAUUUAUUUUAUAGAGGGAAAGUGUGUGACAGUAGCCGCAAUACAGCAGCAGCAGCAGCAGCAUGGUCACAUCCUGGAGAAAAGCAAAGGGACUGUGUUAAAAGACAAAAGGAAACUGCUAAGAAGGCAACCCCACUCUCACUGUGUUGUUAACAGACCCCAGCCACUGUUCUUUGUUCUUCGAUGCAACCAGAGAGCCUUUGUCCCUCCCUCCCAUAUGAUCAGCACCUUAUACUCCUUUCUUUUUCCAGCCUGGGCACCAUUCAACCUACCCCUGUGCCUUUAUCCUUGAGCUUCCAGGCCCUGAUAUCUAUUCUCUUUUUUGUUUUUGUCUUCCAUUCUCCUUCCUUUGAUUUCCUGCUCUUGGAGCUGUCCAUACCAGGACCUCAUCUCUCCUUCUGCAUCUAUAUCCAGCAUCCCUCUCCUCUGAGGUUCUCAGUUCUUCACUUACUUCAGCUCUGGAGGCUUCUUAUCUUGGAACUCUUCUCCUUGUACAUCCCAUCACGUCUUCUAAAUUCUCUGUCCUUCCCAUCCCUUUGCUGCCAUGACUGUGAUGGCUGGGGAUAAUAUGGAUGAGACUUCUGCUUUGCCAGGCCACCCUCAGGACAGCUAUCAGCCUGGUGUACAUGAUGACCAUGGAUGCUGUGAGAGGGUAGUGAUCAACAUUGCGGGCCUGAGAUUUGAAACCCAGCUGAAAACUCUUGCCCAGUUUCCCAACACAUUGCUGGGUAACCCCAAGAAACGCAUGCGGUACUUUGAUCCACUGAGGAAUGAAUACUUUUUUGAUAGGAACCGGCCCAGCUUUGAUGCUAUCCUCUAUUACUACCAGUCUGGAGGGCGGCUUCGCAGGCCCGUUAAUGUGCCGUUAGACAUGUUCUCAGAGGAGAUCAAGUUUUAUGAACUGGGAGAGGAGGCCAUGGAGAAGUUCCGGGAAGAUGAGGGGUUCAUCAAAGAGGAAGAGAGGCCUCUCCCUGAGAGGGAAUAUCAGCGGCAGAUAUGGCUGCUCUUUGAAUUUCCUGAGAGCUCUGGGCCAGCUCGGAUCGUUGCAAUAAUCUCUGUAAUGGUGAUCUUAAUCUCCAUAGUGAUAUUUUGCCUGGAAACUUUGCCAGCAUUAAAAGAACUGGAAAAGGACUAUACAGGACCCCAAAUCCGCAGUGACAACUCCACCAUAUAUUACAAGUCCAGUAUCUUUACUGGUCCCUUCUUCAUCGUGGAGACUCUGUGCAUCAUUUGGUUUUCUUUUGAAUUGGUGGUGCGCUUUUUUGCUUGUCCCAGCAAACCUGAGUUCUUCAAGAACAUCAUGAACUUCAUUGACAUAGUGGCCAUCAUCCCUUACUUCAUCACUGUGGGUACAGAGAUGGCUGAGCGGGAGGGGCCUCAAAAGGGGGAGCAGGCCACUUCUCUAGCUAUCCUGAGAGUCAUCAGACUGGUAAGAGUUUUUAGAAUCUUCAAACUCUCCAGACAUUCUAAAGGCCUCCAGAUUCUGGGACAAACCCUCAAAGCAAGCAUGAGGGAGUUAGGUUUACUAAUAUUUUUUCUCUUCAUUGGGGUGAUUUUGUUCUCCAGCGCGGUGUAUUUUGCUGAAGCUGAAGAGCCUGCCACUCAUUUCGACAGCAUCCCCGAUGCUUUCUGGUGGGCAGUGGUAUCCAUGACCACUGUGGGAUAUGGUGACAUGUGCCCUGUGACAAUUGGAGGCAAAAUCGUGGGCUCCUUGUGUGCCAUUGCUGGUGUGCUAACAAUUGCCCUGCCUGUACCUGUCAUUGUGUCCAACUUCAACUACUUCUACCACCGAGAAACAGAAGGGGAAGAACAGGCUCAGUUACUUAAAGUUAGCUUUCCUAAUUUAGCAUCUGAUGGUGAUCUGAGUCGUCAUAGUGCCUCUACAAUCAGCAAAUCUGAGUACAUGGAAAUUGAAGAGAACAUGAAUAAUAGCAUAGACAAUUUUAGAGAGGCUAACCUCAGAACUGGCAACUACACCAUAGCCAACCAAAACUGUGUCAUUAAAAGCAAGCUGCUGACCGAUGUUUAAAAACAUGUAAAGAAAAACGUUGGCAGCUUGAAGACUUUAAGUGAUCAGCAGCCACAGUUUGUAGAUGCUUUACCUUGUAAAUGCACUGUUGCAUUGCAACUUUUUGCUCAGCGAUUCAAGAAGGUUUUCAGGAUCCAUGAAAGAUAAUUUACUUUUUUGUUUUAUUUUAAAAAGGAUAUUUUCCAAUUGGUGGAAAUGGUUACUUAUAACUCUUUGGACUAGCCUAGGUAUAAAUAUAAAUUGUAUGCUUCUAGCCCUACACAUUUCCCCAUAACUUUAAAUUUUUAACAAUUUUAAAAAUCAGCUCAAGAGGACUUAAAAUAUGCAUGGAUUUCAGGAAAUGUUUCUACAAAAACUGCACAAUGCAUCCAAGAAAAUGCAUCCAAAUAAUAUUCAGCAGUAAUGUGCAGUAAGUAUUUGCCAUUGUUUAGACUGACCGACAUACAGUAUAUAUUUCCUUGCUUUGUGAAAUUUUUUUGUAGUUCUGAUCUACAGAAUCACAUGCGGCACCUUAUAAGUAUAUGCCAGGGUUUUUUUGUUUUGUUUUUGCUGUAUACAUUAUUAAAAUUGAAGAAUUAUUAUGUAUGGGAGGGGGACAGAACAUCUGCAAUGCUGCUAAGGUUUCUUAAGUGCAGAUGGUUUCAACACACUUUUCCCCCUUUUCCAGAAAUGUUGUUGCAAGAUAGCACAAUAGAAUUUAAUAUAAGCAUGUUUGAUUUUGAUACUAUUUUAUAACUGCAUGCCUGGAACAUUACCUCAGAUGAUAGGAGAUAAGCUUUUGUUUGAAUUGAUUUUGUUUAAAGUAAGCUUUCUUUUGUUUCAGUUUGCAUUCACCAAAAGUGCACUCCUUUUUAUUUGUUAAGUAUAUGAUUAGUAACUUAAAAGUACUGUAUUUAAUUGCAUAUAUUAG